Messenger RNA from Psammomys obesus (fat sand rat), 2950 nucleotides. RefSeq names its product potassium channel tetramerization domain containing 21 (gene Kctd21). The record is from RefSeq and is a predicted model, not a curated record. Lineage: Eukaryota; Metazoa; Chordata; Mammalia; Rodentia; Muridae. The coding region runs from base 89 to 871 and encodes 260 amino acids. Gene Ontology annotation, biological process: protein homooligomerization; ubiquitin-dependent protein catabolic process. Gene Ontology annotation, molecular function: cullin family protein binding; histone deacetylase binding. The transcript is spliced from 2 exons.
AGCCUGUAGAGAUGAACUACUUCACAAAGCCCAGGCUUGAAGUCCAGUAUUUUAGAAAGAACUAUUUCCAGGCAACCAGCCUCCUACCAUGUCUGACCCCAUUACAUUGAAUGUUGGGGGAAAGCUCUACACAACCUCACUGGCAACCCUGACUAGCUUCCCUGACUCUAUGUUGGGUGCCAUGUUCAGUGGGAAGAUGCCCACCAAGAGGGACAGCCAGGGUAACUGCUUCAUCGACCGUGACGGCAAAGUGUUCCGAUACAUCCUCAACUUCCUGCGAACCUCCCACCUGGAUCUGCCGGAGGACUUCCAGGAGAUGGGCCUGCUGCGCAGGGAAGCUGACUUCUACCAGGUACAGCCCCUGAUUGAGGCCUUGCAGGAAAAGGAGGUGGAGCUCUCCAAGGCGGAGAAGAACGCCAUGCUCAACAUCACACUGAAGCAGCGCGUGCAGACAGUCCACUUCACUGUGCGGGAGGCACCGCAGAUCUACAGCCUGUCAUCUUCCAGCAUGGAGGUGUUCAACGCCAACAUCUUCAGCACGUCCUGCCUCUUCCUCAAACGCCUUGGCUCUAAGCUCUUCUACUGCGCCAACGGCAAUCUCUCCUCCAUCACCAGCCACUUACAGGACCCCAACCACCUGACACUUGACUGGGUGGCCAAUGUGGAAGGCCUUCCGGAGGAAGAGUACACCAAGCAGAACCUCAAACGGCUGUGGGUGGUGCCUGCCAACAAACAGAUCAACAGCUUCCAGGUCUUUGUGGAGGAGGUGCUGAAGAUCGCUCUGAGUGAUGGAUUCUGCAUCGACUCUUCCCAUCCACAUGCCCUGGACUUCAUGAACAAUAAGAUCAUCCGGUUAAUACGGUACAGGUAAAAAGACCCCAGUCACACUGGGGAAGGAGUUCCCAAGAAGCUCGUGUCAGCCAAGGCUUUGAGGAGAGUGUCUCGCCUGUGGCACAAGGCAGGGAACCGUACUAAUCUGCAUUGAUUACAUAGCUGGACCCGAUUCCCAAUGAUAAAGUCCACCUUCUGGAAUCUGCAUGUCCUCCGAGCAGAACCACCUUUUCUUGCCUUUUUGAGCUGGUGAUGGGUAGUUUAUGAUGACAAGUUAAAAGUCAGCUAAAACACACAAGAAGAGCCACAGGAGGACUCUCUGGCUGGGACAAAGGAGCAGCAGUUUUCACCUGGGCCAUCAUCAUACCAGUAGUCUGUGCCAUCUCCAGAGAGAGCCCUGGCUGCUGAGGACUGGGGUGGGAACAAGAGGCUCCUUUUAGUUUCCUAGGACAUUACAUGCACAGCAAAUCCCAUCACACCUGCUCUUUGUUCUGGAGGAUGUAACCCGGUACCAAGACUCCUUUGCACAAAGGCAACCAUGUUUGGGUGUUUUAGAAUGCGAUGUUCCCAGAACCCAUUGUGGCUCCACUCAGGGAGUAAGUUGAGCUGUGGCAUGGCCUAGAGGAGUGAGUGUCCAGGCUUUGGCAGGCGCUGAUGCCCCUCCUGAAGACGAUGAAUUGAAGGAUUCUUGGCUUCAGAUACUGUUUUCCCUGCAACGAUUUGAUAGUAUUGAAGCCAAGAAGAUGAAGGACACUUUAUGAAAGUCAGCUGUUGCCUGACUUUCAUAAUCCUUUUCCCCAUGAAUUGGAAGCAUCUCUGGAACCAGUCAGUCUAUUAUGAACUCUCAGGGUUGGAAAGUAAUCUACUAGUUUCUUAGUUCUUCCCCUUCCUCUAGGACACCCAGUACAUUUUGGGGUGAGUGACUCUCCCUGAGUACCUCCAAGGGAAACUUACGUCAGUUCACGUGCCCUGUGGUGACAGAAUGCUCACCAUCCCCAAGGCAGCUUCUGCCAUGGUUGAGCAGUGCUGCUAUUGGAAAGUUCAUUUACACACAAAAGUGUGUCCCUGCUCUGACUGGACACUUUGAAGAUAUCAUUACUCAAAACUGAUUCCCCUUUGCAAUUUGUUUUUGGCAGAAUUAGCUCCUUUCCAUCUUUAUAAGUCAACAUAUAAGUCAGCGCUCUUUUAUAUGUCUCUGCCUCGUUCCUGGCUCCCAGUUCAUCACCCUUCCCCACUAGCCAUGGCUCGGCAUGCUCCUAAUUAUUUCUGACUAGAAGAUCACUGGCUGAGGAGAAGUGGGGUUUUGGAAACAGUGUUCAGCAAGCAGUACAGGACUGCCCUGUGCCAUCACAGCGCUCUGAGGAAGUGUCCAGCCCCCGACACCUCUGUUAGAAGAGCAGCCUUCCCCAUCCAGUCCUAACUGCCCAGGGGCCUUUCUGGAGACAUUAAGGAUAAGAAACUGCAGACCACUAAUCCCCAGAAGGCGAGGAGCCUGUGGACCUCUAAACUGUACACUGUGAUUCAUCUCCGGAGUGACUGGAGCUAUGAGAAUCCCAGAAUCUUUCUCACUUGGAGACGAGCUCCAGACACAGCUAGGGAAGCCUGGAACGGGUGUCCACGGGCAGACAGAGCAAAAUUUCCAUAGUUGCGCCAUGUGAGUGGGUGUUUUCAUCAUUCUGGAAAAGCCUGGUCCUGGUACAAUAAAGGCCUUUUUCUCCCUACAGGGAGACUCAGGAGUCUCAGUGUGGCUCUCUUGAGCCUCUGCACGUGGGUACUCUGGAAAGUUCUUCAGAGAACCCAUUCAGGACAAACAGAAGCUGUGAUCAUGUUCCAGCAAGUCAAGGAAGAAACCUCAGAAAUCAACACUGCCCCCCUUUUUUUCUCCCCAUAAAACUUUGCUUUGUCCAUCUUUUUGGUGCUUCCUAAUUCAAUAGCUUGACCUUAGAGCAAGUACAAAGCCUGUCAAGCCACUAACAUACUAUGUGACUAUGCAAGUCACUCACCUCACUGAGCCACCUCCAUUUGUUCAUCUGUGAAAUGGGCAUAGUAAUACAUAACCCUACCUACCUCACAGGACUGUUGUGAGGAUCAAACAAAAUUAUGUGAGAAUAAAUGAUAA